UGCUCUCACUCUCUCACAAAAACCAAAAAAGCAUGUUUCUUCUUACCCCGACUUCAUGCCCAGAUUGCACCUUUCAUUAUUUCCUCUCUUUGUACUGGCUCAUUUCCUCUCAGUUUGCCGAUCUCACUGAAGCGGCCGCCCGCAACAACGAAGCUCUGAGGCUGGCCAAGCAGGAGGCCAACGACUACCGACGCCAGGUUCAGGCUCUUACCUGUGAGGUGGAUGCCCUCAAGGGAACCAACGAGUCGCUGGAGCGGCAGAUGCGAGAGAUGGAGGACAACUUUUCGGCGGAGACAGCGGGCUAUCAGGAAACGGUGGCGCGGCUGGAAGACGACAUUCACAACAUGAAGGAUGAGAUGGCUCGCCACCUGCGGGAGUACCAGGACCUCCUCAACGUCAAAAUGGCCCUGGACAUCGAGAUCGCCACCUACAGGAA
Hippocampus comes (tiger tail seahorse) is the source of this 436-nucleotide messenger RNA. RefSeq names its product vimentin A2-like. Gene Ontology annotation, cellular component: intermediate filament; cytoplasm; plasma membrane. The annotation marks the transcript as partial. Lineage: Eukaryota; Metazoa; Chordata; Actinopteri; Syngnathiformes; Syngnathidae. Gene Ontology annotation, molecular function: structural constituent of cytoskeleton. The transcript is spliced from 2 exons. The record is from RefSeq and is a predicted model, not a curated record. Gene Ontology annotation, biological process: intermediate filament organization.